CAACAAAAUAUCAUCGUAAAAUUGARUUUCACCCGAACUAAAAAGAAUUGUUACGGAAAAAACAUCAUUAAUUUGAAUUUCACCCUAACUAAAAAAAAUUGUUAUGGAAAAAAAUAUAUAUAAAUAAAGCCUUUAAAAUUAAAACCCUCCAAAAAAUGAAAACCCAUUAAGGUAACUUCCAAAAAAUGCAAUUUGCAAGAGGCAGCAAGCAACAGAUAAGGGGAGGAGGUGAGAAGGUAAACACAGGCAACUUCUACACCCUCUCCGUCGCAACCUUCAAUUCCUUCUGAGUUUCCAAGGUACCCAUCAAUGGCGUACCUCAGGACCGCCAUGGAUUCUGCCUUUGGAGAUUUGAACCUUUCAUCCCCUCAAACCCUCGCCGGCACCGCCAAGGCCGUCCCCGGCGACCCAUUCCCCCUCGACGGAGCUCGGGCCAGCCGCACACUGCGGGUUCAGCAAAUCUCCCUCCUCGGCAAUGGWUUUCCCCUCGGCAUUAUUCCUUCUUACUCGCCCACCGGACACAAGGAGUUAGGUUCAUUUUCUCUUCAGUCGCUCUUGCUCAAGUUGCCUGCCGCUGAUUGGUGGGUUGGGUUAGUCGGCCAAUUCCGUCCGAAGAAACUGAUAUCUUCUAUAAAAGCCGAACUUUCUGCUGUAGAUAGCCUUGAGCUCCCUGUCUUGAAAGAUGUUGCUCUACAGUUUCUGGACAAGUCACUCUAUACAUAUGGUUUAUGCUCUCAGUUUUCUCCUAGUCCCUUUUCGUCUCUAUUUUUCAGCACUGAAGAGCAUGGUGAGAAGAAGGGACGUCGCCACAAAGCAAUGUUUUAUCACAAGCUUCCAAAUCAUGACAUUUUUCUGGAAGCAGCUUGGCCUGAGCUCUUCCUUGAUCAUAAAGGGCAAUAUUGGGAUGUACCCGAGUCUAUAUCUUUGGAUCUUUCAUCUCUCAAGUCAGAAUCUGGUUUGCGAUACCGAGCUGGGCUGCAUAAGAAUGGUGGCCUUCCCCGGGCUCUUAGUCCUACCAAUGGCGACAACCCACCUCUUGCUCUCAUGCCUGGAUUAUGUGCAAAGGCUGCAUUCUCUUUUGAAAAGAACAGGUACCUUUGGAGGGUACAAGAACGGAAGGAAGACAUGAUGGAGAAGACGGACAAGGGGGAACAGUCUUGGAGGUCAUCAUACGAUGUGCGUCUUAAAGAACCUCAUGCAGCCAUAUCUGGAAUUGUUGGUGGCACCUUUAGCACCUGGUUCAGAGGCAGCGGCACGAUUGGGUCCAAUGGAGAUGGAAACAAAAGAAGUCCACUGAACGCUGAUCUUUUUGGCUCAAUUUGCUAUACUUUCCAACAAGGGAGAUUUAGAAAGCAAUUUGGUGACCUUACAAGGAUAGAUGCUCGGUUAGACAUUUCGUCGGCUUCAGGGUUUGCCAAAAGAGUUUUUAAUUGUUUCAAGAGAUCCAUUGAUGAUCUAGAGCGAUCGAAAUCUUCCCCCCGUCUCAAUUUGAUCUUUCAACAGCAGGUUGCUGGCCCGAUUGUCUUCCGUGUAGAUUCCAGCCUUAUGCUCGAUCCUCCCUCUGGCCAGUACCGUCCCCAUGUCGAGGACACAAUAUACAGCCUGAAUUAUUCAUUUAGGCUUCUUAAAUCAGGCAAAGCCGUUUUCUGGUAUUCUCCCAAAAGGAAAGAGGGGAUGGUCGAGUUGCGCCUGUUUGAGUUUUGAUAAACGUGGUUUUAGUUCGGUCGAUGCAUUCGAUUCUUACCUCUUUGACAACGAAAAUUGACUGCAUAGAGUUAGUUAUAGCACUUGAGGCCUUUCUUUCCCAUCUAUUUAGUGUUGCAAUACUUGUUUUAUGACACASAGCUUCGGCUUUAAACAGUUGUUGCUCAAAAAAUUAAGGGCACUGAUGAUGAAUAUGUAGUUAUUUAUCUUURAAUCAUUGAACAUUGUUCCAAAUUUUCUGCUUCAAUCUCAUUGCAUCAGGAUCUUUCUGCAUUGCAGCA
Messenger RNA from Momordica charantia (bitter melon), 1985 nucleotides. NCBI's taxonomy places the organism in Eukaryota, Viridiplantae, Streptophyta, Magnoliopsida, Cucurbitales, Cucurbitaceae. The record is from RefSeq and is a predicted model, not a curated record.